Molecule: messenger RNA, 2233 nt
Organism: Pogona vitticeps (central bearded dragon)
Lineage: Eukaryota; Metazoa; Chordata; Lepidosauria; Squamata; Agamidae
Source: RefSeq, a predicted model, not a curated record
CGGGGCGGCGUGCGAGGCGGUGCGGCUGCCGCUGUGCCAGGCGCUGCCCUGGAACAUGACGCGGAUGCCCAACCACCUGCACCACAGCACGCAGGCCAACGCCAUCCUGGCCAUGGAGCAGUUCGAGGGCUUGCUGGGCACCCGCUGCAGCGCCGACCUGCUCUUCUUCCUGUGCGCCAUGUACGCGCCCAUCUGCACGCCCGACUUCCAGCCGGAGCCCAUCAAGCCGUGCCGGGCCGUCUGCCAGCGGGCGCGCACCGGCUGCGAGCCCGUCCUCCUCAAGUACGGCCACGCCUGGCCCGAGAGCCUGGCCUGCGGCGAGCUGCCCGUCUACGACCGCGGCGUCUGCAUCGCCCCGGAGGCCAUCGUCCCCGCCGAGGCAGCNGAUUUCCCCAUGGAUUCUAAUAAUGGCAACUGUAGAGGAACCACCGGUGAGCGCUGUAAAUGCAAGCCUAUAAAAGCUACCCAGAAAACCUAUCUUCGGAACAAUUACAACUAUGUGAUUCGUGCUAAAGUGAAGGAGGUAAAGGCCAAAUGCCAUGAUGUCACAGCCAUAGUCGAGGUAAAGGAGAUUCUGAAGUCUUCCUUGGUGAACAUUCCAAAGGACACUGUUAACCUGUAUACAAACUCUGGUUGCCUGUGUCCACCCCUCAGCGCUAACGAAGAGUACAUCAUUAUGGGUUAUGAAGAUGAAGAACGCUCCCGGUUACUCUUAGUUGAAGGCUCCAUAGCAGAGAAAUGGAAGGACCGUCUUGGUAAAAAAGUGAAGCGUUGGGAUCAGAAACUCCGUCAUCCUGGUAAAGGUAGAAAUGAACCUGGACAAAGUGAUUCAUCUCAAAAAUCUGGCAGAACCACCAAUCCACGGCAAAGGCGUAACUAGGAAGAAAAUGUCAUGUGUCAAAAAAAAAAAGAAGUAAAAUAAUUCGUGGACUUGUAUAAAUUAAAGACUUGCCUUGAUGGAACAGCAAAGGAGAAAUUGCACUAUUGCGCAUCGCAUUCUAUUGUUUACUACGAGAUCACAUUGUACCCAAAAUUACUUUUAUAAUCCCUUGGGGUUUUUUGCCCCCUUAAAGUUGCAGGAAUAUAAGACCUCAGGAGAACAAAGGUGUGCCUUGCUCACAAGUAGAUGUGCACCAUAUUGAUGUGAGGAUUGCUGAUGUUUUUAAGGAGAAAUGUGAUGAGGUUAGCAGAUGCCACGGGACUCAUUUAUCCUUGAUUACCCCAGUCCAGAGGCCAGUGUGCAUCUUAUUCCUCAUUCAUCUCUGGCACUGGUAAACUGCCUCAUUAAGAUGAGGAGAGGAACCUGAGGCACUCUUAUAUAAACAGCUGGCACAUCGUGGCAGAGCUUUGAAAAAAGCAGCAGGGGAUGAUGAGGACACGAGUCACAAACCUCACUGUCAGGUCAGACUGAAGUCACUCCGGGGAUUCGACUUGGACUCGACUUGGGGUUGUUGUUGUUGUUUUCAAUGACUCCGACUCGACUCACGACUCAGAACCCACCCAGACCCUCCCUUUUUUGUUUUGGGGGAAAAAGCUUGUUUUUAACAGGGACUUGAGAUUCGGACCUGAUGCUUUCGACUCGGGACUUGGUACCAAAGACUCAGGACUUGAGACGCGGACCCAAAGACUUGCCAGCAUCCCUGCAAGGCAGUGAUUACAAAGGGAUAGAUAAAAUUAUUUUCUCCUUAAUUCAAUCCUGGGUAUGGGAAAGGAUUACGAAUCCUUUUUUUUUUUUUUUUGGCCCCUCCCACAGUAUUAGUUGGCCGGCCCUACUGGCUGAGGAUAUUGCAAGAGGGCCUCCAGGCAGUUAUGGGUGAGCGCCAAGCAUGUGUUCAGUAGCCUGCGUAUAAUCUGGGGAUCCAGUGUGCCAUCCAGAAGUAGGCCUCCCUGUGCUAAGGGAAAGGGUGUGAACGUGUAAGAGUGUAAAGCUUGCAUCAGAAUUGCCCCGUGAUAUCACAGAAGAGGGAUCUGGUGUGCCUUCGCAGCCUUAUUCUUUUCCAUGUAUCAAAAGUGAAAGGGCAAAUGCAAAGUGAGAAAUCCAAGGCAUUUAAUUGAGCAAAUUAGAGACAAACCAGGAACUUUGCGGCUUGCUAUGGCUGUUCAGGAAAGUCAGCAAAAGGAAGCUGGAAAUGGGAGGUAAUGAUUUCUGCAUUUUGCAAUUAAAGCUGGGCUGGAUGGAGAUUUUGUUGCCCUCCCAGUUCACUCCAGACACACCCUCCUUCCCAUGGCUUCU